This is a messenger RNA of Brassica napus (rape), 432 nucleotides long. RefSeq lists its product as uncharacterized. The coding region runs from base 1 to 432 and encodes 143 amino acids. The transcript has a single exon. Lineage: Eukaryota; Viridiplantae; Streptophyta; Magnoliopsida; Brassicales; Brassicaceae. The record is from RefSeq and is a predicted model, not a curated record.
AUGAAUGCCACAAAGUUUGUUGUGCUCCUGAUCUUUGUUGGAGUUGUGUGUGCCAAUGUUGGCGCAAGGCAGCUCGAUGAAGUGUCCCAAAAGACCAGAUUUGGCAUCUCUAUUCCCGAGACUGUUACCACCAACGGCAUUGAUGCUGAGCGUAUCGUUAGUACUGGUACUAGUUCUUACAAUACGGAAUAUACCAAUUCCAAUGCUAAUGGGGGUGCCAGCGGUCCCAGCUCUAGUUCCUCAGGAAGUUUUAACAAAUAUGCCUAUGGAUAUGUCACUGCGGAAGGUCCCAACGCAAGGGCUGAUAGUAGCAGUUACACUUACGGUUCUGCAGGUUCUAAUGCUGCAGCGGGUCCCAAAACUGCCAAGGGUAAUGCAUACGCUUACGGAGAUGCAGGUGGCUAUGCGUCUGGUUCGACCGACAACCCUUAA